AUGAUGCGGGGCAGCAUUUUGCUGCUCAUGGUGUGCGCGAGCGCUCGACUCCGCGGCACCCUGCCGCAGCGCGUGCCGCACAAGCGCGGCACGCCGGCGCCGAGCCCGCAGCCGACGGCCUACAGCUGGACCGUCAAGGGCGAUUUCGCGACGUCGAGCUGGUUCCUCUCCUUCCCGCAGGAUCGCGGCGCCGGCAGCGCGAUGCGCGUCGUCCAGAACAACACCAAGGGCACGGCGCUCGUCUGCGUGCCCCCCAAGUGCGGCAGCAUGGCCGUGCUCGAGGUGCUGCGCGGGCGGCGGCUGGAGUGGUGGGGCCAGUCGACGAAGCUCCGCUGGGACGGCAUCGAGACGGACCCGACGAGGAUGCCCGACGACACGCACCGCGCCGUCGGUGCGUGGCUCGAGGACGCGGGCCGCGUCCGCGUCGCGAUCCUGCGCCAUCCCGUGGAGCGCAUCCUCUCGUCGCUGCGCGCGUUCGGCAGCCAGGAGUUCUGCCCGAGCUGCCAGACCGGCGCCUUCAAGGCGGCCACGGCGAAGCUGCCGACGAAGUUCCUGCGGCUCCAGGCCAUCUACCUCCAGUACGCGACGCACGACCUCUACGACCAGCAGCGCCUGCCCUGCGACGCGCAGCGCGUCCUCGUGAACCAGCACUUCCGCGCGCUCCGCUGCUUCUGCGCGUUCCAGCUGCCGGGCAUGGCGAACCGGACGCGGCUGCUGAGGUUCGGCGACGCGGCGGACAUCGAGAGCCUCGCGACGAUCGUGCCGGACGCGCGGUCCUGGAACCGGCGGCGCUUCGGCCCCGGCGCGUCGCUCUCGGGCGUCGAGUUCCUGUCGCCGCGGCACCGCGCCUCGAGCCACGUCCACAGCUCGCGCACGACGGACGCCGUCGAGACCUACAGCGCCGAGCUCUUCGCCGCGAUCACGCGCGCCGUCGCCGACGACCUCGCCUUCUUCAACGGCCUCGGCCUCUUCGCGGAGCCGUACCCGCCCCCAUCGCGCCAGUUGGCUUUGUUGAAGUUCAAACACGGGGCAGCGUGCCUCUUAUGGACGAUGCGAGUUGCGCGUCUCCUGCUGGCAACAUGGUGCACCAUCCGUGCGAAGAAGCAGCGGCCGCGCGAUGCCUGCGAGGCGGCGCUCGGCGUGCUGGCCUGGCGCAACCCGGGCAUCAUGGAUGACUGGUUGGGUCGCUCCGGCUACUGCCCAUCCGUCACUCAUGGCGUCUCCGUCGCUGCGCGCGUCGACGAGGCGGCGCCGGAGGCCGCGGACGACUGGGCGCCGUGCGCGACGCCGCCGCGGACCGUGGCGGUCGUCGUCCGCGAGCCCGUCGACCGGUUCCUCGCGGGCGUCGCGCAGGCGACGGCGCCGGGCACGGCGCACGCGCGCGCCUGGGCCGCCUGGCGCGCGAGCCGCGGCCGCGCCGCCUUCGACGCCGGCGACGCCGCGGCGGCCUACGCCCGGGACGUCGCCGCGGGGUUCCGCCACGCGGCGACGCAGCCCGUCGCCGCGCGCGCGAGGCGGGGCGGCUGGCCCCGGGCCGUCGCCGCCGUCGCCCUGCGCCGCGUCGAGGACAAUCGCACGGCGCCGGCGUUCGCGCCGCGGCCGCGACCGAUCUCCCUCGGCUUCUGGGCGCCGUUCUGCGGCGCCUUCGCCGCGGACUACGCGUGCCUCGGCUACGAGACGCCGCGCGAGUGCGCCGGCGGCGUCGUCGACGGCGCCCACGGCCUGCCCGCCGCGGCGAGGGACGCGCCGGCGAGCCGCGCCGAGGCCGAGGCGCUCCUCGAGGCCUACCGGCGCGGCCCCGUGGGCACGUUCGCGCGCGCGACCUACUUCUGCCCGCUCAAGGCGGGCAACGGCGUCUUCGGCUUCCUCAACGCCUUCGCGCUCGCCGUCGUCACGAACCGGACGCUCGUGGCGCGCUUCGCGAGCCCGCCUGACUUCGCGGGCAACAGCGAGGCCGCCUGCGGCGCCGCGCUGCGCCUGCGGCGCUGGGUCGCGCGGGACGACGGCGCCGCGAACUGGUCGACGGUACCGGGCUGGCCCGCGAAGCAGACGGCCGAGGCGCACAUCCUGGCGACGCCGGGCCUCGACGAGCUGCCGGCGACUUUUGUGGACUUUGGCGUCAUGUACGGCCACAACGCGGCGGCCGCGGCCAUGCCCGAGGCCGCGCGGUGCCUGGGGGCCGCCGCGCGGCGCCGCGCGGCGGCGCUGUUCCGCGGCGGCCUCGACCUCGCCUACGGCGUGCUAUUCCACGCGGCCUUCGAGCUGGCCCGGCCCGUCCCCGUCGACGCCGACGCCGGCUUCUCCGUGGCCCUGCACUCGCGGCACCGCGCGCGCGCGGCGGACGACGGCGCCGACGUGUCGCGCGAGGCCGCGUGCCUCGCGCGCGUCGUCGGCGCCGCGCGGCGGCCCUGCGUCGUGCGCAUCAUGUCGGACCGCGCCGCGACGCGCGCGAACGUGUCGGCCUUCGCGCGCGCCCUCGGCUGCGCCGCGAAGACCGCGGCCGUCGGCGCCGCGGCGGACGAGGCGGACUUCGCGGAGCACGGGCCGUCGCGGGCCUUCUUCGCGGACCUCGCCGUCGCGGCGGCGGCGACGGACGGCCUCGUCGCGACCGUGAGCUCGACGGCGUCGAACCUCGUGGCCGCGCUCGUCGCGCACGGCCACAGCCGCCGCGCGCGAGCCGCGCCGCUCGCGCGCUGCCUGCUGACGUACGGCCCCGCGCGGCCCUGGUACCUGCCCUACGCGGGCGACGCGCCGCGGCGGCCGGGCGACGCGCCGACGCGGCCGGGCGACGCGCCGCGGCGACGCCUCGCGGGCGCCGAGCGGUGCGUGACGGUCGUCGCGGCCACACGCAACACCACGCCUCCCGACACAGACGCGGCCGGCUGCGCCGUCGUGCGCGUCGCGCACUUCGACGGCCUGCUCGCGUCCGUGGAUCGCUACGACGGGAAAUACGGGCGAUUCUCCGGCGAGGUGCCGUUCUCCGCCGCGGACUGGGCGGCGGCCCUCGCGCUCGACGGCGACGGGAGCCGCCUCGACGCGUGGGCGCGCCUCGCGCGCGGCGUCGAGCGGUGCGACGCGGACGCGCGCGGCGCCUUCGACGUCGUCGUCUUCGGCGGGUCCGUGACCGGCGGCCGGAGCUGCUGGAACCCGACGUUUCCCUUCGACGAGGGCGCGAACUGCUCCGCGUGGCACCGGUUCGAGGCGUGGCUCCGGUGGCGCUACCCGCGGUGCCCGGGGCUCCGCGUCGUCAACCGCUUCGAGGGCUCGACGACGACGGCCUGGCGCGUCGUCAACUGGGCCGACGUCGCCGACGCCGUCGCGCGCGCGGCCAUGGUCGUCGUCGACUUCAGCGUCAACGACGACGGCGACGGCGCGGUCUACGCCGAGGCGCGCGACGCGACGGAGAGCCUCGCGCGGCUCGUCCUAUCGGAGGGCGCCGUCCUCGUCGUCUUCGUCGCGAUGCGCAAGCUCGCGGACGUCGACGACGGCUACCAGGCCGAGGUCGUCGCGCCGAACGCGCGCUACUACGGCUUCCCCGUCGUCUCGUACCGCGACGCGGUGCGGUCCGUCGCCGCGCGGCGCCGGCGCGGCGACGCCGGCGCCGUCGACCCGGGCCUCCUCUGGCAUCCGACGCGGCACCACCCGAACUGGUGGCCGCACCAGCUCAUGGCCGACGCGAUGGCCUACGCCUGGGAGGCCGCCGCGCGGCGGACCGUCGGGGAGGGAGCUCCGGCGGCGCCGGCGCCGCUGCCGCCGCGGAACUUCACGGCGCGGCUCGGCGCGGCCGUCGCGGCCUGCGGCGGCCGCUACCUGUCCGACUUCGCGGCCGCGGACCUCGCCGCCGCGGGGCCCGCCUGGCGCCUCGUCGCCAACGGGUCCAAGUCGGGCGUCGAGGCCGCCGCGGGCGCCGCGGGGUCGCGGCUCCGCGACGCGGCGCGCCGGCUCUCGCUCGAGGUCCGCCUCGGCCCGCGGCCCGCGCUCCUCGUCACCGCGCUCGCGUCCUACGAGACCUUCGCCGACGGCGUCUUCUGGCUCGACGACGACGUCGCCGCCGCCGAGGCGGCCCUCGCGGCGACGGAGGCCCUCGAGGACUUCUGCGCGCCGAAGCCCUGCGGCCCGCGCGAGGCCUGCGCGGAGAAGCUCCCCGAGUGCGCGGCCUUCGCCGCGGGCCUGAGCCCCGCGCCCCACGUCGUCCGCGGCGCCUGGCGCGACCGGUCCACGAUGCCGCGCACGUCCGUGUUCUUCGAGCGCGCGGAGCUCGCGCCGCCGACGCGGCGCGUCCCCGUGCGGACCUUCGUCCUCCGGCCCGGGUCGCGCUUCGCCGCGCCGGGGACCCACGCGCUCCACGUCGUACCCCGGCCGCCGCGGUCGCCGGCGUCGCCGCCGGCGAAGUUCCGCCUGCUGCGCGACGCGGCGCACCACGCCUACAUGGACAGCGUCAAGACGCGCAUGUUCGUGCUGGGCCUGAGCUCCGGCUCGACGCUGACGCUGUUCUGCGUGUCGAUCCUGGUCAUGAUGUUCAGCUACGACCCGGCGAGCGGCGGCAUCCACGAGAUCUGCGGCUGGCCCUACCCGCUCUUCCGGUCGUCGUUCCUGCUCUGCCUCUGCGGGCUGCUCUACGGCGGCACGCUGUUCGCGUGGCGGCGGUGCAAGGUCGACUACCGGAGCGCGCUCGACGUGUCCCCGUUCGUGACCUACGACACGGUCCUGGCCUACGCCUACGCGUGCUUCAUCGCCGUCUUCUCGGCGUUCCUGGUCUACGCGCUCCUGCUCAUGGCGCCCGGCGCGCUCGGCGCGGACGUCUCGGCGUUCCGCGACGCGCUGCCGGCGCUGGCGUUCCUCGCGCCGGCGCUCUUCCUCGCCUGGCCCGCGGACCGCGCGCCGCUGAGCCUCGCGGCGUCGCCCGGCGCCGUGGCCGCGCGCCGGGGCCUCGUCUUCGACCUGCUCCUGCCCGUGCUCGCGGGGCCGUUCCGCCGCGCGACGUUCGCGCGGACCUUCGUCGCCGACGUGCUCUGCUCCAUGCCCAAGAUCUUCGCGGACAUGCAGUACGCGACCUGCGCGCUCGGCGCGUGGCUCGUGGACCCGGCCGGCGACACGCUGCGCGCCGCGCCGGCGACGUGCGGGCCCGGCCUCGCCUACGCGCGCGUCGCCGUGUUGUUGCAGGUCGGGCCCUUUCUGAUUCGCCUGGGCCAGAGCGCGCGCGCCUUCCGCGACGACCCGGCGGGCCGGCGGAAGAACGCCGCGAACGCGGCCAAGUACCUCCUCGCCGUCGCGCUCGUCGCCGCGUCCGUGCUGAAGAAGGGGAGCCCCGGCGACGCGUUCUACGCGCGGGCCUGGCUCGCGCUCGCGCUGGCGUCGACGCUCUGCAACUUCCUCUGGGACGUCUUCAUGGACUGGGGCCUCGGCCGCGGCCGACCGAAGAAGUUCCCGGCGCCGUUCUACGCCGUCGCCGUGGGCACGAACUUCGCCGCGCGCCUCGGCUGGGCCGUCUACGUGUCGCCGGACCAGACCCUCGUGGCCCAGCACGUGAUCCUGCUCCUCGGCGUCGUCGAGGUCGCGCGCCGCUUCCAGUGGGCGCUCAUCCGCGUCGAGCACGAGCACGUCAAGCUCCACCCGGGCGAGGACGACGCCGGCCUCCGGUUUUCCCAGCACACGCCCUAG
Messenger RNA from Aureococcus anophagefferens, 5661 nucleotides. RefSeq lists its product as hypothetical. NCBI's taxonomy places the organism in Eukaryota, Pelagophyceae, Pelagomonadales, Pelagomonadaceae. The record is from RefSeq and is a predicted model, not a curated record. Gene Ontology annotation, molecular function: inositol hexakisphosphate binding. Bases 1 to 5661 code for a protein of 1886 amino acids. Gene Ontology annotation, cellular component: Golgi apparatus; cytoplasm; plasma membrane. Gene Ontology annotation, biological process: cellular response to phosphate starvation; phosphate ion transport. The transcript is spliced from 3 exons.